Molecule: messenger RNA, 2374 nt
Organism: Nannospalax galili (Upper Galilee mountains blind mole rat)
Lineage: Eukaryota; Metazoa; Chordata; Mammalia; Rodentia; Spalacidae
Gene: Banp
Product: BTG3 associated nuclear protein
Exons: 15
Coding region: 198-1883 (561 amino acids)
Biological process (GO): protein localization to nucleus; negative regulation of protein catabolic process
Molecular function (GO): DNA binding
Source: RefSeq, a predicted model, not a curated record
CUGAGGGCGGGACCCCGGCCGCUGGGAGGUGCCGGCGGCGCCUGCGCAGAGUGGCGGCUUCUCUCGCGAGGACGGACGCCAUUAUCGCAUCUCCCCGACAAACACCACGAGAAUUCCGCAGCCCACACGGUAACAGACUCCAGUCCCUGGUGACCUGAAUUCUUGCUCGUCAGUGGGCCCAUCUUCACGUGUUCUGGAUGAUGUCAGAACAGGACCUGGCGGAUGUGGUUCAGAUCGCAGUGGAAGACCUGAGUCCUGAUCACCCAGUUGUUUUGGAGAAUCAUGUUGUGACAGAUGACGACGAACCCGCUCUGAAGCGCCAGCGACUAGAGAUCAAUUGCCAGGAUCCCUCUAUAAAGUCUUUCCUCUACUCCAUCAACCAGACGAUAUGCCUGAGGUUGGACAGCAUUGAGGCCAAGCUGCAGGCUCUCGAGGCUACUUGCAAGUCUCUGGAAGAGAAGCUGGACCUGGUCACCAACAAACAGCACAGCCCCAUCCAGGUCCCCAUGGUGGCCGGUUCCCCUCUCGGUGCCACGCAGACCUGCAACAAAGUGCGAUGCGUCGUCCCCCAGACUACAGUAAUACUCAACAAUGAUCGGCAGAACGCCAUUGUAGCCAAGAUGGAAGACCCCUUGAGCAGCAGGGCACCGGAUUCCCUGGAAAAUAUCAUUAGCAACGCUGUUCCUGGGCGUCGGCAGAACACCAUCGUGGUGAAGGUGCCUGGUCAGGAUGACAGCCACAAUGAGGACGGGGAGAGCGGGUCAGAGGCCAGUGACUCCGUGUCCAAUUGCGGGCAGCCGGGAAGCCAGAACAUCGGGAGCAACGUCACGCUCAUCACCUUGAACUCUGAAGAGGACUACCCCAAUGGCACCUGGCUUGGUGACGAGAACAACCCUGAGAUGCGGGUACGCUGUGCCAUCAUCCCGUCAGACAUGUUGCACAUCAGUACCAACUGCCGCACAGCGGAGAAGAUGGCGCUGACGCUGCUGGACUACCUCUUCCACCGUGAGGUACAGGCCGUGUCCAACCUGUCGGGCCAGGGUAAACAUGGAAAGAAGCAGCUCGACCCCCUCACCAUCUACGGCAUCCGGUGUCACCUUUUCUAUAAAUUUGGAAUCACCGAGUCUGACUGGUAUCGGAUCAAACAGAGCAUUGACUCCAAGUGCCGGACAGCAUGGCGGCGGAAGCAGCGAGGGCAGAGCCUGGCCGUCAAGAGCUUCUCACGGAGGACACCAUCUUCAUCCUCAUACAGUGCCUCAGAGACCAUGAUGGGCACCCCUCCUCCGGCCAGCGAGCUACAGCAAUCCCAGCCGCAGGCCCUGCACUACACACUGGCCAACGCACAGCAGGUGCAGAUCCACCAGAUUGGAGAGGAUGGACAGGUCCAAGUAAUUCCACAGGGCCACCUCCACAUCGCCCAGGUGCCUCAAGGGGAGCAGGUGCAGAUCACGCAGGACAGUGAGGGCAAUCUGCAGAUCCAUCACGUUGGCCAGGAUGGACAGUUUGAUGGCGUUUGCACAGGUAGCUGCGUGUGGGACAAGUCGUGGGGCCUGUGCCAGAAUCCCAUUCCUGUCAGCGCUGACUCAGUGGCCCAGGCUAAUCCCUCCCAGCUUUGGCCUCUGGGAGGAGACACACUUGAUCUGCCUGCUGGAAAUGAGAUGAUCCAGGUGCUGCAGGGAGCUCAGCUUAUAGCCGUGGCCUCUUCAGACCCUGCUGCUACAGGAGUGGAUGGGUCGCCGCUCCAGGGCAGUGACAUCCAGGUUCAAUACGUCCAGCUGGCACCUGUGAGUGACCACACGGCUGCAGCACAGACGGCUGAGGCGCUGCAGCCCACCCUGCAGCCCGAAAUGCAGCUUGAACAUGGAGCCAUCCAGAUCCAGUGAGAGUUCGAGGCACAGGAGAGCCUCACCUGCCGCCACCACUCACCUACUCCAGGCCCUGCUCUCCUGCUCCAGCAGGGCAUCUACAGGUUCUGCUGCAGGGCAUCUGCGAGCUCUUCCUCCCGGGGAAGGUCCUAGCCACCCCUGCCGGAAGGUGCCUGGGCUGUGAGCCCCGCUGCUGGUCUCUGGAGGAGAAGCAUAGUAGGAGUGCAUCGAGUACAUUCAGAAAAACACGAACUACGAUAUUUUGUUUAAACAGCUUUUUUUAAUUUGCUAUGGUGUUUAUAACAAAAAUGAAAAUUGAGAAAAAAAAAAAAACAACAACAAAAGCCACAGCGUGAGUAGCAACAGCCUUUGCUGUGCGCCCUGUUCAGUGUCCUGAUGAUGGGUGUUUGGAAGACGGCCGAUGGUCCUGGAGCGCCGUGGACCCACUUUUCUAGGGGAAGUGCUCCGCACUGUAAUUAUGCAUUUCUAAUGAAAUAAAAUGUAUUUAU